AUGGAGUUCGUUACUGCUCUUCGGGGCUCCUUCGAUGACCAGAAACCCUCGCUCUUUGAGCUGCUCUCAGAGCAGCAGCUCAAUUCUCUACUCCCGCCGACGUUACGCUAUCUCCUUACCGUUGCGACUCAGCGCCAUCCUCGAUACCUACUCAGGAUACUCAACUCCUUCGAUGAGCUCUACGCACUAUGCUUUCUCAUCGUAGAGCGACACUACCUGCGAACGCGAGGAGGCUCCUUUACUGAGCACUUCUAUGGCCUCAAGCGCGAGAAGGCGCUCGCCUCCGAGAUCCCGCGCGCCUCACACUCGGCACCAGCGAUCGUCCGAGAUACCCUCAAGUUGAGAAGCGCAGACAUAUGGAAGAACCUAGCCGUCAUGGUCGGCAUACCCUACCUGAAGCGCAAGCUCGAUGAGGCAUAUGAGGUCAACGCCCCACGCGAGCUGCUAGGCGCGGCAUACACACGGCUGCCGCCGAACCCGUCCAUCAAGGACCGUUUGCUGCACUACUACCGGUGGUUUCUGCGGAACAUAUACCCAAGCGUCAACGCCGCGUACUACUUCUCGCUGCUUGCGUUUAACCUGGCCUAUCUGUUCGACAACAGCAAGUACCACGACCCAUUUAUGUGGCUGAUAGGAACGCGGGUCCGGCGGAUGAAUGCGGCAGACUACGCCGCGAUCGAGGCCUUGGGCAAGGCAUCAACAAAAGGCGCCCCGCCCGGUGCGACAUCAUUGUUCUCCCCGAGGAACAUUGGGUCCAGAGCGCUGUCGAGCCUGUCAGUCCUGCUGCCGACGAGCAUCUUCGCGCUAAAGUUCCUGGAAUGGUGGUACGCCUCGGACUUUGCGAAGCAGCUCUCCAGGCGAGCGGCCGAGAGCUUGGACCUGCCCCCACCGGUGGUCUCCGGCAUGAAUGAGCCCAAGCAUCGCAAGGCUAGUGCGAAAGCGGCGGCUGAGAAGGCGAGCCAAGGGCAGGAGGACGAUGGCCAGACGGCGGAGGAGACGUUGGCAGAGUCCGCUCCCGUGGCAACCCCGUCGCUGCUCCCCAUCUACACCGUCCCCGCGCCAGCAGACUCGGAGCUCUGCCCCAUCUGCGAGGACGAAAUCACUACUGCGACGGCGUGUCAGACCGGCGUCGUCUACUGUUAUACCUGUAUCCAUAGAUGGAUCAGCGGCGCGCAUCCCAAGCAGGAGGCCUUCAUGGCCGACAAGACGGGCAAAUGGGAGAGUGGCGCCGGUCGGUGCGCUGUUACGGGAAGGCGCGUGCUGGGCGGGACGGAAGGACUGAGACGGAUCAUUGUGUGA
Molecule: messenger RNA, 1299 nt
Organism: Phaeoacremonium minimum UCRPA7
Lineage: Eukaryota; Fungi; Ascomycota; Sordariomycetes; Togniniales; Togniniaceae
Product: putative pex2 pex12 amino terminal region protein
Exons: 1
Coding region: 1-1299 (432 amino acids)
Biological process (GO): protein import into peroxisome matrix; protein monoubiquitination
Cellular component (GO): peroxisomal importomer complex; peroxisomal membrane
Molecular function (GO): zinc ion binding; protein binding; ubiquitin-protein transferase activity
Source: RefSeq, a predicted model, not a curated record